AUAGCAACACCACACCAGCGCCAGCAGAGCGUCGCGACGGGGGGAAGGGCGCAACACACACCUACACACCUACACACUUACGGAGCAUGCACUCUGCGCGUCGUCACGCGGCUGGGCCUCUGUAUGGCUGAGCACGUCUUGCCGAUCGGGCGGUCACGAGUUGAAUCGGUGUUGGCACGCCCGAAUCGGCGACACCGCUCCUCGGUACAUAGCUUCUUGAGGCGGCUGCCAACGGCCCUCUGCCUGCAGCUAGCGACCUGCGCCCUGGUGUAUCCCAGCGCAGACCACCUGAAUCGUGCUAAGAAUUGCUUCCUCCACCAUUCUGUUGUGUCUGCUAAUCUGCACGUCAACAUGCACUCACGUGAGCGCCAAGACACGUGUGCGAGACUGAGUCGAGUGCAGGAGCAGCGAGUCCAAGUGAGAUUUGACGGCACAUUGGUGUCCAAUCUGGAUUAAACGCCUUCAUAAAGAGCGGCUGCUUCCGGCCCUUUCUGUGUUCGAAUGGCUUAUCAUAACGGUGUCCAGUCUGGAUUAAACGCUUUCAUAAGAAGAAGCUGCUACCGUACAGCCCAAAGCCUGAUGCCUGUGUCCCCCAGACCGUUUUGCCGCGGACAGAACGCUAUGAACGAAGAGACCGCACCCAUAUAGAAACAC
Didymella exigua CBS 183.55 is the source of this 654-nucleotide messenger RNA. RefSeq lists its product as uncharacterized. The transcript has a single exon. Bases 124 to 456 code for a protein of 110 amino acids. The record is from RefSeq and is a predicted model, not a curated record. Lineage: Eukaryota; Fungi; Ascomycota; Dothideomycetes; Pleosporales; Didymellaceae.